Girardinichthys multiradiatus is the source of this 1135-nucleotide messenger RNA. RefSeq names its product ER membrane protein complex subunit 10-like. The coding region runs from base 21 to 818 and encodes 265 amino acids. NCBI's taxonomy places the organism in Eukaryota, Metazoa, Chordata, Actinopteri, Cyprinodontiformes, Goodeidae. The transcript is spliced from 8 exons. Gene Ontology annotation, cellular component: EMC complex. The record is from RefSeq and is a predicted model, not a curated record.
CUGAAAAUCCGGAUGUUGCUAUGUUGCUACAUUUCAGCCAACUUCCGCUAUCCACAUUUGGCAAAAUGACUCGUCUGUCACCGUUUAAAAUUGCUCUUAUUUUCAUGGUUUUGUUCGUCGUAUGCGCAGAUUUUGUUUGCUGUAAUAACGGCCGAAGGGUUGGUGAUCCGUUGGAGACUGAGCUGAGUGGUUUCUCUGUGCCUCUUGAGCACUCAUUUGAACUCGAUGAUGUAGCAAAGUUUGAGUCUCGUGGAUCGUUGCUGUUGAAAACGGGUCGGGAGCCGAGCGUCUCUCUGACUCAGAACCAGCUGUCAGAGGAGGACAGAGCCAAACUGAAGGAAGUGGCUGCAGUCGAUGGUCUCUACAGAAUCAGAGUGCCUCGAGUUUUCCUGCAAGCAGACAGACAGACGGAGUGGCAGAUGGAAGGUCAUCUCACAGCAUUUGUCAGAGCUUGUGCGAUGGUUGAGUCCCAUCUAAGCGACGUGAUCACGCUUCACAGUGACGUUUCUGGAUACCUCAUUGGUGUCUCCAUUGUGACUUUACCUGGAGCCUGCAGAGGCACCGAGGUCGAGGACGAAGUUGAUCUUGAGGUUUUCAACACCACUCUGAGCAUCAUUGCUCCUGUAAACGCACCAGGACCAGAGACGGCUCUGUUCCUGGAACGGAUGGAGCUAGAAUCUGAGAAGAAAGGGAAGAAUACGCAAGAGCAGAAGUCGUUCUUUGCCAAAUACUGGUAUUUGAUACUGGGAGGUGCCAUCUUCCUCAUGCUCACCAAUUCGGCACAGCCCCCAGCAGGGGGCGGCAGAGAGCAGAGCUGAUUCCCACUGAAUGGAUGUACAUCGUGCCUCUCGUUCUUUUCCUGAUGAUGUCUGGUGCCCAGGACCAAUCAGGAGGCGGCGCUGGCGGUGGUGCAGCCAACGGAGGAGGUCGAUGAUCAACAGUGGUGUUUAUUUUUUUUCCUGGUAACGCUCACCAAACAAUAAUGCUCAGAUUUGACCUGCUGUACAUAAUCCUAUUUAAGGAAGAUAAAUAUUUGUUGUGCAUCUUAAACCUGUACAGUAAAAAGGAGACAUUGUGACCCGCAGACGACUGCACUUUUAUUACUAAUGUGAGAAAUAAAGUAUUUAUUACUUUA